AUGGAGGUGCGGGAGAGCGGCGGUGGCGCAGGAGAGCUGGGGACCCAGGACCCUGCCCCCGCCUCCGGCAAGACCGCGGGCAGCGCGAGCCACUACGAGCUGCCGUGGGGCAUUGAUGUCGUGAGGAACAAAAUCAAAAUGUUUGCCCAGCAGAAAGUCACCCUCCCCAAGGGGCGGCACAAGAUCAUGAUCCUCGAUGAAGCAGACAGUAUGACCGAUGGAGCCCAGCAAGCCUUGAGGAGAACCAUGGAAAUCUACUCCAAAACGACUCGCUUCGCUCUUGCUUGUAACGCUUCGGAUAAAAUCAUAGAGCCCAUUCAGUCCCGCUGCGCAGUCCUGCGCUACACAAAGCUGAGCGACGCCCAGGUCCUGGCCCGGCUGAUGACCGUGCUGGAGCAGGAGAAGGUGCAGUACACAGAUGACGGCCUGGAAGCCAUUAUCUUCACCGCCCAGGGAGACAUGAGGCAGGCGCUCAACAACUUGCAGUCGACUUUCUCGGGAUUCGGCUUCAUCAACAGCGAGAACGUGUUCAAGGUACAGGAGCCGGUGGGGCCCCCGGGAGUCCUGCACCUCGGUGUUGCCGCCGCGGGCUGUGCUGGGGCCGCUGCUCCGGGUGUCCGCGUGCGCUCGCCCCGCGCAGACUCCGGAGGAGGUUCUCAGCAUCCGGUGGCCGAGGACACAGGCUUCCGCUGCGCUCCCCCAGAUCACAUGGUCCCGCUGCUGGAGGGGCCCCCCAGGAACGGGCAAAACUACAAGCAUCCUGUGUUUGGCACGCGCCCUGCUGGGCCCAGCAUUCAAGGACGCAGUCUUGGAGCUCAACGCCUCAAACGACAGGAAAUUGGAUACACUCACAUGAAAAUUGCAGAAGGUGUGAACUCCCUUCUGCAGAUGGCAGGGCUCCUGGCCAGGCUGUGUCAGAAGACAAUGGCCCCGGUGGCCAGUUAGGGGACAAGAGUCCUCCUCAUCCGUCCGUGAGACCCAGUAGUCAGCGCCUUCUGAUCUGGACAAAAUGCUGCCUUAGAUCAGCAUGGGGACGCACCUUCCUCUCACACAGUUGUAGCCUUCACCUUCAUGCGGCUUCCACGAUAGUUUGCGCUCAGCCUCAGACUCACAGAUGGAGUGAGUCUCAGACUCAUGGCACAGACUCACAGGAUGGAAAGGCCCCAGAGAACCUCCGGGGCAUGGCACCCGAUCUGGGCACGU
Puma concolor (puma) is the source of this 1203-nucleotide messenger RNA. NCBI's taxonomy places the organism in Eukaryota, Metazoa, Chordata, Mammalia, Carnivora, Felidae. The record is from RefSeq and is a predicted model, not a curated record.